CCAGGGCUUCAGUAUAGCUACAUCUCUCAGGAGUGGGAAUGUUGCCCAUGGAAUCCCUGAGGCUACCAACAAAGCUCAUGCCAAUUUUGACUCCACUGAUAGUUUUAUAAUAUGGGCACCUAUUCCCACCAGGAACUAGACUCUGAGUCAUUCCAUACAGCCACAUCAGUCUCCUCUUGAGUCACCUUUAACAAGAUACUCCUGAAGGGUUCAACAGAGAAGAUGCAGAGGGUAUUUUCCUCCAGGAUGUCUUCAGGAGCAUCUAGAAUUUCUGAAGAAAAUCUCGAUGACAACCUUGAAAUAUCAAAGCAUCUGAAGAGGAUACUGGUGGACAAGUUUGUCCCUGACUUGAAUGCUGAAGAUUUGAUGAUGAUCAAGCAGGCCGUGGUUUAUCUUGAGAGGAACAAAGAAAGUAUCGGUGACUUUCUGAAGCAGUUUCCUGAGCAAAGAAACAAGGUGGAAAGCUGCAUACGAUGCCUUGAGGAAAUGGUAGACAACACGGAUGAAGUCCAUAAGAAAUGUGCCACAAUAAGGACUGCAGCAAACACCAUGGGUUUUAUUUCAAGCAUUUUUCAUCUAGUAAAAGAUGGUGGCCGUCUCUUUGUUGGUUUGGAGGUAUUAGGUGAUGUUGCAAAUAUUUCCAGAGUUAUAUACAAAAUUCUUUACCACUUCCAGAUAAAGGCUAAAGUUGAGGAGUUGCUAAAGCAAUAUGAAAACGGCCUGAAUUAUCUGAAAAUUUCUAAUGAAGAGGAUUGUGAAUUAGAAGCUUUUCAGAAGACUCUGACCUUCCGCAGCUACUGGAAUGAUUUCAUGUCUGCUGCGGGUUCAGCUCAAGGAUUACAUAGAAACAUUACAAAGUUAAACAAAUCAACUCAACAAAAAGCUAACCCUAGUUCAGGGUCAGAAGGAAGCAGCAGCCCUAGCACAACUAGACCGUCUAAGGCAAUGGAAAGUGACUCAGCUGAAACACCACCUGCUGCAUCCAAAGGAAACUGGCAGAAGGAUGUUGCAAUAGCAACACUAGGCAUCAUAGAAAAAGCCUAUGAUAUAAGGAAAAGCUUCACACAUGUAGCUGAGGGAGGUAAGGGAGAGACUGGAGCUGAAAUAAGAAAAAUAGCUGAGAAGCUGAAAAUGAAACUUGAGGCGAUCAGUUUGCUGUAUACAACGUAUAUGGAGUUGAUAGAUAUGGCAAAUUAGCAAACUUUUAAGUAUAAACAUCGUGUUCAAGGCAUACACACGGAGACGUUAGAUAAAAAACAAAUACUCUUCCUAGAAGGCUGCAACAUACAGGGCUGACUCUAGGUUUUUUGCUGCCCCCCGCCCCCCUGCACUUUUUUUUGGCUUUUACACGUUUGCACUUUGCAGUUUUGU
Trachemys scripta elegans is the source of this 1371-nucleotide messenger RNA. RefSeq names its product apolipoprotein L3-like. The transcript has 3 exons. Gene Ontology annotation, cellular component: membrane; extracellular region. NCBI's taxonomy places the organism in Eukaryota, Metazoa, Chordata, Testudines, Emydidae. Bases 223 to 1197 code for a protein of 324 amino acids. Gene Ontology annotation, biological process: lipoprotein metabolic process; lipid transport. The record is from RefSeq and is a predicted model, not a curated record. Gene Ontology annotation, molecular function: lipid binding.